AUGACGACCCUCACAAUAGCCUCGCAAGUGAUAGGCUUCAUAUCCUUUGCAAUCACCCUGGCUACUUUACUUGGAGUUUACCGAGAUCUGAUAUCGACAAUGCGAAAUGCAGACACACUCAUACCCAUCAUGUUGGGUAAUUUGCGUCAAGAAAUCGAAGCGGAAAGAGUGUUACUUCGAUAUCGUGCUCAAGAAGGCGACCCAUAUGCAGUGUUUCCCAAGUCAAGGAGACGAAACCCACGAUCGCGCAGAUAUCGUCAGGCAUCGCAACUUCUGGAGAACACUCUCAACAAUCUGUGGCAGGAGUUCAAAAACGUGGAACGGCCUUUCCUGAUCAAAAGCCCUGCCCGAGCAGAAGCAGUCCAACGCGGGGACUACUGGGGCGAAAGCGACAUCGACGAAAAGCCGUACGCCAAAACCAGCCGAGGGUCGAAAGAUAGGAAGAUCAAAGACCGUAUGGGUAUGGCCGAGGCGGGCUUGUCUUCCGACGAACAGAGAUAUUACCGUACAGAUAUGGUCCAUCGCUUCAUCUGGUGGCAAAGCCAGUCGUCCGUGAUCAACAUGCUUGAUCAGGUCCAAAGAAUCCAGAUCCGAAGAAUUGAGCGGGACGUCUUUGAGAGUGACGAACUGGUGGGCGGAGCGAAAGUGACGAUAGUAGCUCUGAGGGCGAUGGUGGUAGUGGAGGAGGCGAUGAUGGCAAAUCCGGAGGACUUCGGCGGCGUAGUGCGGGAUCAAGAGUUGGGUCAAGACGUGGUAGUGUGA
Messenger RNA from Exophiala viscosa, 762 nucleotides. RefSeq lists its product as uncharacterized. The transcript is spliced from 4 exons. The record is from RefSeq and is a predicted model, not a curated record. Lineage: Eukaryota; Fungi; Ascomycota; Eurotiomycetes; Chaetothyriales; Herpotrichiellaceae. Bases 1 to 762 code for a protein of 253 amino acids.